CCAAGUCAAAUGGAAGCAAUCGGAUAGACAGCCGGUUUCAGAGACGCCUCGUCCAGCAAACAAGUACAAAAAAAAAAGGGUAUAAAAGGACGAGACAAUUCUCAAGGUGAUUAUUGUUCUUUUCCAUCACCUGUCCGUGUCCGUAAUGAAGCAUUCGUUUGUCGCUCUUUUCUCCGUUCUGACGUGCAUCGUCUACGGCCAAUUACCUGGUAAUUGGAAUCCAGAUGUGUUCGGCUAUCGUCCUUACUUUGCGCUACCAUCAGCACCUUCCACAAAGCAGACCAACUUGUUUCACUUCCGACCGGACGCGCAGGGCGCCAUCGACGAACAGCCUCAAACGCGGAAUUUAGUUCUGGCUGCAAGAAUGUCGUUACUCGAAUUGUCUUUCACCAAACUAGCCAAAGAAUUGAGAACUAAAUUGUCGGAUGCAGAUGAAAAAAUUGCGGAUUUAAGCAGCAAAUUGGCACAAACGACGGAAGUUUCAUCGGCCACAGCGACUGAGUUGGACAAUUUGAAACAGGAUUAUGCCGAUUUUAAAACAGAUACGACGGACAGAAUUUCUGCCCUGGAACAAGCAUCUACUUGCACCUGUUCGGCUGACGAUACGGCCGGGAUCGGUAGAAUCCCCGGUUCGUGUGCGGAUCUCAAAGAAAUUGGCUACACCAAAAGUGGACUCUUCUCUGUCAUGGGCAGCAAACAAGUCGAAACUGUUUACUGCGAUUUCACAAAAGAAGCUGAUGAUCCAGAUUUACAGAAGUUGAUUGGUUAUGAAGACGUCAAAUCAAAGCCAACGUACUUCUACCUUCAGAGGACGGUAAAAUCUGAGCAAAAGGACGUUCCGAUUCCGUUUGAGACUGAAGUAGUCAACAGUGGAGACAUUGACAAAACGUCCGGCGUAUUCACAGCACCCGUUAAAGGCACUUACUUCUUCUCAUUUAGUGGACUUGCGCAAAUUCCGGAGACCUCCGCGUUCGACAGCUAUCUAGCCGCAUUGCUUUUCCGAAAUGAGGACGUAGUAGCACGUAGUCAGUUGAACGAAGUCAACGCCGUGGCAAAUAUUAAUUACCUAAGUCCAGUAACCGUUCAAGCGACUCUUGCGUUGGAACAAGGAGACACGGUUUGGAUGCAAAUCGAUUUCAACAACGGGGCGUAUCUGUUCGACGACAACGACUUCCGUGCCACGCAUUUUAACGGCUGGCUGUUGGAAGAGGAAAUCGCCGCUUCGUUAGGCCUACUGUAGAUGAACGUCAAUUCAGAUUUAGAGCGUAUAAGCGUUAUUGGCAUUCUUGAAUAGAAACCUUGUAAUAAGUAAAAGUUGCGCAUUCGGGCACUCGCCUUGACACCGAGUGCAUUGUCACCAAAUGUUAUACGACCGUGAAAACAAGGGAACACAUUAACUCACAUAGAAUAAAUCACAAACCACUAAAGUUAGACACAUGUAAUCAAUGGUACAAUAACUUUGAAAUAAUACAUGAAAUAAACGAAAUUAAAUGAUUGAA
Molecule: messenger RNA, 1499 nt
Organism: Daphnia magna
Lineage: Eukaryota; Metazoa; Arthropoda; Branchiopoda; Diplostraca; Daphniidae
Exons: 7
Coding region: 146-1240 (364 amino acids)
Molecular function (GO): protein binding
Source: RefSeq, a predicted model, not a curated record